AGUCUCACGAGAAACGUCGAUCGAUCCAAAAACACCGCGAACGCAUCUAAAAACCUAGUGUCCGAAUUCAGGCUCACAGAAACCAAAGCAAUUGAAGUGCAGACAAAAUUAUGGAAGUUAAUGUGGGAUGGCCAAAGUUGCUCAAGAUGAGCGCCCAGUUGGUGGGACACAAGUAUCAGCAGUACCGCCUGUCCACAGGUCACACUGUGAUUUUGGACACCAAGUACGGACAGGUUCGAGGACUUCUAAGGAAGACGGUCUAUGAUAAGGAACUUUACUUCGCCUUUGAGGGCAUUCCAUAUGCCAAGCCGCCGGUGGGAGACCUCAGAUUCAAGGCACCUCAGCCACCGGAACCCUGGCAAGGAGUACUCAAUUGUACCACCAAUCGGUCCAAGCCCCUGCAGAGAAAUAUGCUUUUGGGGAUCGUAGAAGGCAGCGAGGAUUGUCUGCACUUAAAUGUGUAUGCGAAAACUCUGAAGUCUGAGAAACCCCUACCCGUGAUCGUGUGGAUUUACGGAGGGGGUUUCCAGAAGGGCGAGGCCUCCAGGGAUGUUUACAGCCCCGAUUACUUCAUGAAGCAGCCGGUGGUGCUCGUCUCCAUCAACUACAGGUUGGCAGCACUGGGUUUUCUCAGCCUCAAGGAUCCGAAGUUAGAUGUACCUGGAAAUGCGGGGCUGAAAGACCAGGUAAUGGCACUGCGCUGGAUCAGCCAAAAUAUCGCUUACUUCAACGGCGACCCCAACAAUAUUACUGUAAUGGGGGAAAGUGCAGGUUCGGCUUCCGUUCACAUGAUGAUGACCACGGAGCAAACACGUGGUCUGUUCCAUAAGGCCAUCAUGCAAUCCGGAUGUGCUCUUUGCGAAUGGGCGGAAAGUCCGGAUCACAAUUGGGCUUUUCGUCUGGCUCAGAAUUUGGGCUAUAAAGGCCCCGAUAAUGAUGCAGAUAUAUUAAGUUUUCUCGGCAAGACUUCCGCUCGUAAGAUAGCGGCCAUUGACCAGGACGUGAUCACCCAGGAUGAAAUUCGGAGUUUCCUACUGUACGCCUUUGGUCCGGUGGUGGAGCCCUAUGAGACCGACCACUGUGUGGUACCCAAAAGACACAGGGAGCUGUUGUCCAAAGCCUGGGGCAACGAUAUACCCGUUAUUAUGGGAGGAAAUUCCUUUGAGGGCUUGUUUUCCUACCAAGUGCUAAGAAAUGAUCCUUGGGGCCUGAAGAACUUCCACAACAUUCUGCCGAGGGAGGUGAGAGAAGCCAGCUGUCUGGAGGAACAGGACCUACUUGUUCGGCGUAUGAAAAAGCUCUACUUUAAGGACGAAAUGCGGGAUUCAAUGAAGGUGUUUGAGGCCCUAAACAUAUUUUCCCAUCGCCAGAUUUGGCACGACAUGCAUCGCUUGGUUCUCGCCCGUCAAAAGUAUUCUCCCAAAUCGACCACCUAUCUAUACCGAUUCGACUUCGACUCCCCGCACUUUAAUCAAUUCCGGCGAUUGGUUUGCGGAGAUCGCAUUCGCGGAGUGGCCCAUGCCGAUGAAUUGUCGUAUCUCUUUUACAACAUCAUAGCCACAAAGUUGGAGAAAACAUCGAUGGAGUACCAAACCAUAGAGAGAAUGGUGGGCAUGUGGACAUCGUUUGCCUCCAGUGGGAAUCCUAACUGUCCGGAACUGGGAACUGCCAAGUGGGACCCCGUUCAGCUGAUAGACAAUGGCGUAGAAAAGUGCUUCAACAUCAGCUAUGAACUGGAUAUGCGAGAACUGCCCGAGGCGGAGUCCUUGGCAGUGUGGGAUUUAUUCUAUCCCAGGGAAGACCUUUUCUAGUUCUGAAAUCUUAAUAUAAUAUCUGUUUUCACUUUAGAGGUCAUAAAUGUUAAAAGUAUUUUUGUUGAAAAAAACGGUUUUAUAGUGAAAUCGUGUUAAACAAACUUUCUGUGAAGUAAAAAUCAGAACAAGUCUACUAAUCGUGUGAAUUGUCCAGUUUCCUUAGCAUAGCGUUAAUAUUGUACAAUUUUGAAAAACUUUUGUAUAUCUUGUUGAGAUUACAAAUUUUAUUACGGCCAUUAAUUUUAUAAUAUAAGAGUUCUACUUUUUUUGCAUUUUUGUAAUAUGUUUUUAAAUUCACAAAAUAAAUACAAAAAAAAACUUUAAUGAAACAAGAAAAAGGUCAGAUACCCGUUACUCAGCUAAGUGUUCUGUGAGCCCUCAUGGAGUACGGGGGGAUAGAGAUAUACAAGUAGUAGAAUUGAAUAAUUUUUGGCAUGUACUUGGGCAUUAAUAAUUACAACAAAAUCUCAUUUAAAUUUUUUAAGAAUGGGCGCGCACUCUGCUGAAGCUCCAUGCUUAAUCUUAACAUUCUAGCUUACAGUUUUCUAGAUCUCAACGU
This is a messenger RNA of Drosophila suzukii, 2373 nucleotides long. NCBI's taxonomy places the organism in Eukaryota, Metazoa, Arthropoda, Insecta, Diptera, Drosophilidae. The record is from RefSeq and is a predicted model, not a curated record.